Molecule: messenger RNA, 756 nt
Organism: Amborella trichopoda
Lineage: Eukaryota; Viridiplantae; Streptophyta; Magnoliopsida; Amborellales; Amborellaceae
Source: RefSeq, a predicted model, not a curated record
AUGGUAGAUGUUGUGGUUUUGGCAAAAGCAUAUGAGAAUUUCAUGACCAACGGCGACCUAGAAGUAGUUGUCGAUUGGAUACCUGGAAUGCCCAAUAUCCAUCUUAGGGACUUACCGUCCUUCAUUAGGACAACCAAUCUUAAUGAUCCCAUGUUUCAAUUUUGCACGGUCGAAAACCCUAAGGCCCUCAAGUUUUCGGCAGUCAUUAUCAACACAUUCGAAGAAUUGGAGAAACUUGUUCUCGAUGCCAUGAGAGAAAGAAUCUGUUGCCCAAUCUACACAAUCGGCCCGUUUGCAAGCUUCAGCCAAUUUGAAUCCAAAGGCCGUUUAAAUUUUGCAGUUUUAACACCUAAUCAAUUCAACGAGUUCGCUUGGGGUCUUGCAAACAGCCAAAGACAUUUCAUAUGGGUCAUUCGUGAUAAUCUCGUUAUCGGCAAAUCGGCAACAAUAGAAAAAGUAUUUGUCGAAGCAACUAAAGAAAGAGGGCUAAUCUUGAGUUGGUGUAACCAGAUGAAAGUACUGUCACACCAUGCAAUUGGUGGCUUCCUAACUCACAAUGGGUGGAAAUCUACAAUUGAGGGCAUUUGCAAUGGCGUGCCCAUGCUGUGUUGGCCCUUCUUUGCCGAUCAACAAAUAAAUUGCCGGUAUGUUUGCAAGGAAUGGGGCAUUGGGAUGGAGAUAAACCCUGAUGUGAAGAGGGAGGAUGUUGAAGCACUGGUGAGGGAGUUAUGGAAGGAGAGAAGGGUAAAGAGAUGA